CUGCCUCCUCUCUCUUAUCCGUUUCUCUGUUCGCCGACAGCCGCCAAAUCCCACCGGUUCAAAGCUUUGUCAUCGCCGGAAUCGCCUCCGUUCUUCUCUCAGGAGCGCAAGUCAUUUGAUGAAAAGUUUAUUCGAAUGGACACAAAAAGGCUCUGUGAGUUGACAUCAGCUGCUGACAGCCUUCAGUUGAAGCCUUUAGUUGAUCUCACUAGUCGUGCACUGGCACGAAUUAUUGAAGGGAAAACGCCUGAGGAGAUACGUGAGAUAUUUCAUUUGCCUGAUGAUCUUACUGAGGAAGAGAAGUUAGAGCCUUUGAAAAACACAACUGAUGACCCUCGAAUUCGUCUUUUGAACCGUUUAUAUGCAAAAAAGAGAAAGGAACUAAAGGAGAGGGAAAAACAAAAGAACAUUGAGGUGGAGGAAGAACGUGUGGAUGACCGUUCAGUUGAUGAUCUGUUGUCUUUUAUUAAUGGAGGAGAUGGAGAUUCUAAAGGAAUCAAAACUUCAAAGAGUAAGAAGAAAAACAGAAGAAAAAAGGAGCAGCAGAAGAACAGUUUUUCAAAUGAAAGCACUAAAAAUCAUAAGGAGCCAAAGGGUAUCAGUUCUCAAAGCCAUAAUACUGAGCUUGGUAAGAAACUUCAGCCCUCUCAUGGUGAUACCUCAAAUUUACAAGAUGUUGAAAAUGACAUUUUUUCAAAUAAGAAUGAGUUCGAUGAUGGUGAUAUUGAUGAUGAGAUUGACCCAGCAUUAAAGGAAGAAAUAGAUAGGGAAGUUGAAGAUUUUGCCCGUAGAUUGAAUUCAGACUGGCCUGAGAGGAUGCACGAGAUUCUCUCUUUGGGUCCGGAAAGGAAUCCAGUAAAUUUUGCCAUUAAUGGCAAUGGUUCAGUAAGGAGAUAUGCAAGUAUGUAUGCUGCCCCUAGCUGGUUUUUCUAGAUGCUGUCUUAAGAUCCCUCAAUCCCUCAUUUUCCCCUUUCCCUCAACUUUUCUUUUCCCAAGUGCUUUGACCAUUUCCAACUUAAUAUUGCUCUUGGGCCAAAAAAAAACUUAUUAUUGCUCUUGAUUGAUGAAACUAGAGACAGCAGCAGAGUAGCAGAAUAUGCCAUAGGAAUUGAAUUUUGAGCCAAAUGACUAACAAAUUACUUGUUUGCAUGAGGACCAGAUCCAGAGCAAAAGUGAGUGUGCAAUAAGGAUGCCCACUCAAAUUGGCAUGGGACAUGGACAAUUUUGAUUAUAUGCUUAUUCGUGAGGUUGGAUGAAGGCAACCUAAAAGGGUUGGGAUCCAUCAAUGUGGAUCCCCAUGUAAGUUUUUUUCAUUUUUUCUUUAUAUUUCAUUUUUUAAUUUUUUUUCCUCUCUUGUGCUCAGCCAGGAUGCAAUUUUGAUUUUGAGGGUAAUCCCUUGUAUUUCAUCAAAGAAAAGAAAUAAGAAAGGAACCGAGUUUCAUUGAUCCGGUUGCUCAUCUCAUCAUUCCUUGGCUUGUUUGAGCACAUCCAUUGCCGUCGAUUUCCUGUUGCGAAAUUGAUUUUAAAUGUUUGACAUUCAUCCAAAUUACAUGGAGCAAUUCGCCCUCAAAAAUCAAAAUGUCUGUCAUCUUGUUUGUUACCACUAUUUUGGGACUAGAACCAACUUUUAGCCCUCAUCUUACAAAAUUGGUAGGUUUUAGCUCUUAACUUUAUAAUAUAACACUUUUAGCCUUUUAUCUUACCGAGUUGGUAAGUUUUAACUCCUCAUCUUACAAAUUUAAUAGGUUUUAGCCUCUCACCUUAUACUAUGACACUUCUAGUCCCUUAUCUGUUUGAAUUGAAAAAAAUAACCCUCACUUAACAUC
Molecule: messenger RNA, 1826 nt
Organism: Rubroshorea leprosula
Lineage: Eukaryota; Viridiplantae; Streptophyta; Magnoliopsida; Malvales; Dipterocarpaceae
Source: the annotation of a GenBank genome assembly